AUGGUUAAUAGAGACCAGGAUGCAGACGAAGUAAUUCAUAGGGUUAGGCGAGAAAACAUGAUGGAAAAUGACUUAACUACUAUGAUAGAGAGAAUCAUGGCCCAGAAUGGUCUGAAUACAGGACUUCGACGGCCAAAUUAUUCCUCUCCCUUAUCAGAAUACGUCCUAACUGAAUUACCAAGGGGUUGUAAAAUCCCUAAGUUCACCAAAUUCUCAGGGGACACUAGUGAAUCCACUAUAGAACACAUAGCCAGAUACAUGACUGAGGCAGGGGAUUUGGCGAAUAGUGAGAACCUAAGAAUGAAAUAUUUUCCCAGUUCUUUAACGAAGAAUGCCUUCACGUGGUUUACAACUUUGCCACCAAAUUCCAUAGAUACUUGGCCCCAUUUGGAAAGAUUAUUUCAUGAACAAUUCUACAUGGGCCAAACUAAGAUAAGUCUUAAGGAAUUAGCCAGUAUCAAAAGAAAAUUCACUGAACCUAUAGAUGAUUAUCUGAAUAGGUUCCGUUUGUUAAAAUCUAGAUGCUUCACAUUAGUGCCUGAACAUGAAUCGGUCGAAAUGGCCGCUGGAGGUUUAGACUAUUCCAUCAGGAAAAAGAACCCUGUCGAAACUGAAAAGAAUGAUAGAUUUCCUAAAAAGACUUACACAUUUGAUGUUACCAAAUGUGACGAAAUCUUCGAUCUAUUAGUAAAAGAUGGCCAAAUGAUAGUGCCUCCUAAUACCAAAAUUCCUCUGGAUCUUAUUCAGAAUGCAAUUAAGGAUGACCGCCUCAAGUUCGCUGACAAGGGGAAAAACCAGAUGAAGGUUGACGUUGAUCCCCUCAACAUUGCUGACACAAAUUAUGCUGAACCUGUCAAAAUCAACAUGAUUGACAUAGGGGAAGUGGAGGCUGUGAAGGAAACAGGAACUGAAGGCUAUGCGCUAGACAGAAAGCAGGCUACUGAUGGCCUAAAUAACGAUGUUCCCUUUGGAAUUUCUGUCAAAGGUGAACAGGUUGCUAAUGUCGAACCAAGGGCCACUGAAGGUCUUAAUGGGAAAUCAACUGAGGCUACUCAGGGCCUAAGGAAGAAAUUUGAGGAAAUUUCAAUUACUGAUGGCGCCAAUCUAGGUGUCAACAUGGUGGAUAUGAACCAAACCCCCUAG
This is a messenger RNA of Lathyrus oleraceus (garden pea), 1143 nucleotides long. RefSeq lists its product as uncharacterized. Bases 1 to 1143 code for a protein of 380 amino acids. The transcript has 3 exons. The record is from RefSeq and is a predicted model, not a curated record. NCBI's taxonomy places the organism in Eukaryota, Viridiplantae, Streptophyta, Magnoliopsida, Fabales, Fabaceae.